Messenger RNA from Daucus carota subsp. sativus, 3099 nucleotides. RefSeq names its product probable serine/threonine-protein kinase WNK3. Gene Ontology annotation, cellular component: cytoplasm. Gene Ontology annotation, molecular function: ATP binding; protein serine/threonine kinase activity. The record is from RefSeq and is a predicted model, not a curated record. The coding region runs from base 154 to 2787 and encodes 877 amino acids. The transcript is spliced from 9 exons. Gene Ontology annotation, biological process: protein phosphorylation; intracellular signal transduction. NCBI's taxonomy places the organism in Eukaryota, Viridiplantae, Streptophyta, Magnoliopsida, Apiales, Apiaceae.
AUGACUAGUUGGACUUUUCAAACUAAGCUGGACAAUCAAAACCCAGAUACAUAAUUUCACAUGGGUUUGAUAAAAUAAAUCUUGAUAUGUAUGAUAAUGUGUUCAUUUAUGUUGUGUAAGAAUACAUGUAUGUACAUGAUUUGAGUUUGAAAAAUGGGCAAAGAUUCAAGUGACCCAGAUGAUGCUGAUGCUCUGUUUGUUGAGAUUGAUCCUUCUGGUCGAUAUGGUCGGUAUAAAGAGGUUCUUGGAAAGGGGUCUUUCAAAAAGGUAUAUAGAGCAUUUGAUGAAUGGGAAGGGAUUGAAGUAGCCUGGAAUCAAGUUAAGGUUGCAGAUCUAUUGAAGAAUUCCGUUGACAUGGAGCGUCUAUAUUCUGAAGUUCAUUUGCUUAAAACGCUCAAGCAUAAGAAUAUUAUUAAGUUUUAUAAUUCAUGGGUUGAUGCCAAGAGUGAGCAUAUCAACUUUAUUACGGAAAUUUUCACGUCUGGGACACUACGACAAUAUCGUCAGAAGCACAAGCAUGUUAAUUUAAGAGCUUUAAAGAAAUGGUCGAAGCAGAUCUUAGAGGGACUUUCCUAUCUCCACAGUCAUGAUCCUCCAGUUAUUCACCGUGAUUUAAAGUGUGAUAAUAUUUUUGUCAAUGGGAAUCAAGGGGAAGUGAAAAUCGGUGACCUCGGGCUAGCUGCAAUUCUUCAAGCUCGUUCUGCACACAGCGUCAUUGGUACCCCUGAGUUUAUGGCACCAGAACUUUAUGAAGAGGAAUAUGAUCAACUUAUAGAUAUAUAUGCCUUUGGUAUGUGUUUAUUGGAACUGGUGACAUUUGAGUACCCAUAUGUGGAAUGUGCCAAUGCUGCUCAAAUAUAUAAAAAAGUUACUUCAGGAGUCAGGCCUGCAUCAUUAGUAAAAGUGAAAGAUCCUGAAGUCAGAGCAUUUAUAGAAAAAUGUAUAGCAAAGGUGCCUGAUCGUUUGUCUGCCAGAGAACUAUUGUUGGACCCAUUUCUCCAUUCAGAUGGAGCUAACGAGUCUGUAGGUCAAUCCAUACGAACCAAUCCCCAUAUUGCUGGUAAGAAUAGCGAUAAUCUUGAUAAUGGUGAAAAGCUGAAGGACCCUGGGCUUGACAGCAGUAGGGACUUCACAGUGCAGGGCCAGAGAAAAGAUCUGAACACUGUAUUCUUAAAACUACGAAUAGCUGAUUCCACAGGUCAAAUUCGUAAUAUACAUUUUCCAUUUGACAUUGAGGUUGACACAUCAGCUGCUGUUGCUAGUGAAAUGGUUGAAGAACUGGACCUGACAGAUCAAGAUGCAUCGGCCAUUACUGAGAUGAUUGACACAGAAAUCAGGACUUAUAUUCCAGAUUGGACAGCCGGGGAACUUUCUAGCAGCAUAGGAAAUGAAGUAGCAAUGUCUGAUUAUUGCAGCACUGAAGGUCAAAUCGAUUCUUCUCCAGUGACGAAUUUGUCUUCUAUUCCUGCCAGUAUUGUACUGGAACGACUGCCUUCAGGAAGAAAGUAUUGGUCUGUUUCCCCAAGAGCCGGUAUUGAAAGCUCUCCAGUCAAACCAGGACCGCGCUUGUUAUUGAAUCAGGAGGAAACUAAUGCAGAGAAACCUAAUGAAGAAAAUAUUCGAUCAGUGGUCAGCAGUCGGCACAUGGAUAAUUCAAGUGCAAAUUCAGCUGGAAAGAAAGGGGCUUCAGUUAGUAGUCCGGGUGUUUUUGAUUAUUUUCCGGUGAGAAAUUUGCCUUCUCUUCCUGGAAGUUUUCUCGAACUGCCUUCAGGAAGGAAGUAUUGGUCUGUCUCACCCAAAGCUAGUAAUGGAAGUUCUCCGGUGAAACCAGGACCACGCUUUUUAUCUAAUCAGCAUAUGGAAACUUCUGCUGAUAGCCGUACUAAAGGAAGUAAUAAAUCAUCGGUCAGGAGUCAGCACGUUGAUGAUUCAAAGGACGAGGCUUUACUUGAAAUGCAAAAGGGCACAGUCAGCAGUCAGAAUGUGGCUGAUUCCUCCCCAAUGACCUACAUAUUUUCUCCUCCUGGAAGUGUUAUUCUGGAACAACUUCCUGCAGGAAAAAAUCAUUGGUCAGUCUCACCGAAAGGUAAACAGGGAAGCUUUCCGGUCAAACCAGGACCGCUCUUUUUAUCUAAUCAAGUCAUGGAAACUCAUACAGAUAAUCGUGCUGAACAAAAUCUUAAAGCUUUCAUCGCCAGUCAGCAUAAUUCAAGUGACAAGGCUUUACAUGAAGAGCAAAAUCCCUCCAUAUUAAAUGGUAAAUCUUCAGAUUCUAAACAUAAGUUGUCUGAUUCAUCGCUGUUGGGUGUUCCAGCUCUUCAUUUGGGCAACGGGCCUGACUCAGUUUCAGGAAAUGUGCCUAUACCUGGCAACUUUGAUUCAGAUGAUGAUAAUAUGGUAGUGAAAAAACUGGGGUCCAUCUUAGUUGAACAUCAAAGAGAGCUGAACGAACUUAAGAAGAAACAUGAAUUAAUUGUAUCGGAUCUUCUGAAAGAACUUCCACCAAAAGUUCGUGAUAAAUUCUUGAAAAAUCUUGACAUGGAGGCACCUCACCAAAAUACUGACAGUGGUGUAAACAGUUCAGACUCUUUGUUCCCGAUAUAUAGCAGACGGUUACAAAAUCUGAGCACAGCUGUUGAAGGUCGAAAGCGGAACUCAGAAGCUGAAAAUAUAGUAUGUCGGCCCAUAUCUAGAGACAAAUUCAAGACUCCGAAGGUCGACACCAAAUCUGACAUCAGUGGGAUGGGUAUCGCUAUUAUAUUGAGUGACAAUGGUGUAGGCUUCUAAUUCUGGAAAAAUAUAUUUUUUCUGUCAUGCUUCCACAGUCAACUACUGCUGGUGAAACCAUAACAACCUAUCUUUGCUGAAAAGACGAUUUUAAUGUGCUCUAAAGGUGAGAAAAUGGUAGAAAGGCACACUCCUUAGACUCUCCUUUACUUUAUUUAGACUUGAAUCCCUUAUAAUUAGUUGGGUGCAGGAUGGUGGAGUUCCCAGAGGUGCAUACUCUGUAAAUAGGAUACAAUUUUGUGUAACAUGUUAAGUUUUUCAGUUGUAUGUUUUUUUUAACAAAAAUAAAGUUUUUAAAAUUGUUUAUAUCUA